AAUAAAUUGAUGAUGUCUGUUAGCUAUUCAAAUUUCUUUUUUUUCAGGAUUUUACUUAUUCGAUCUUUAUCCUUUCGUGCAAUUAAUACUAAUUCGCUCUUAUAAUUAGUUAGUGUAUAUGAAGAGCUCAAGCAAUUGAGUGCAAGAUAUUCUGCAUUAGAUCGGCCUUCUGUCUACAGUUUUUAUUAGUUUUAGGGAAAAUAUCGAGCUAUUGAAUCUGCUGAGAUGUAGAAAUAUUCUUUUUCUUUCAACUAGAAGUAUCAAACUUCAUAAAAAUCUAUUGUUCUACUAUCAGAUAUCAUUUCAAUAAUAUCAUCGCUAAUUUUCGAAUUCGAAUUUUUCUUAUUGAAACAUCUUUUUUCAGAAACUAUAAACAUUUUAAAUUCUAUCAAUAAGUUAUUUUUGUUUUUUAUAGUAAUUGAAACAGCAGAAAAACUUAAUAAUGAUCAAAAUUCAAUUUUAUCAUUUCAUUUAACAUCUUUCAAUACAUAUUAUGAAAAUAAUGAUUUAUUAAUUUUUUGGGAUUUUGAUACAAAUAUAUUAACAAAUUAUUUUCUAAAUACAAAAUUUCAAAUAAUUAUUGAACAAGAAUAUCCUUCUAAAAUUGAAAUUAUUCGACAAACUGAUUUUAUAUCACCAUAUCUUAAACAAUAUAUUAUUCCUAAUUUACCAUCAAAUAAAAUUUAUCAUGUAUGUUUAUUAAUAACACGUUUAUCAUAUGGUAGUGAUAAAUAUUGUCGACAAACAACAACAACAACAAUAACAUCAACAACAUCUAAUAAACAAACAUUAUUUUUUAAUCGUUCAAUUAUAUUUGGUUUUCUUUUUGGUACUAUUCUUACAAUAUGUUUUUUAAUAAUAUUAUCAUUUAUUUGUCAUUUAAAUUAUAAACAAAAACAUUCUCAUCAUUUAUUUCAUAAUCAACAACAUAAACAUAAUAUGUAUAUUGAUCGAAAUAAUAAUGAUGGAAUAUAUACAUAUUCAAUUGUUUCUUCUCCAUCAAUAAAAUAUCAUUAUUUAAAAAAGAAUAAUUGUCAAACAUAUUUAAACCCUACUUCAUCAUGGUAUUAUCAUAGUACAAGACAAUUACCAUGUAUACGACCUUCACCUUGUUGUUUUUUACAAUAUCAUAAUAGAACAUUAAGUAGUAGUGUAACAACGAAUCAUAUAACAAGUUUAUCAUCUGAAUAUAGCAAUGGUAUUGAUAAAGAACCAAUAACAUCAACAUCAAUUAUGAGUAAUACAAGUUUAGAUGAACAACCAAGUCAUAUUAUUCAAUGUUCAACUAAACAUCUUUAUGAAGAACUUGGUGAUACUAAUUUAUGUCAUUGA
Messenger RNA from Rotaria sordida, 1332 nucleotides. Lineage: Eukaryota; Metazoa; Rotifera; Eurotatoria; Philodinida; Philodinidae. The record is from the annotation of a GenBank genome assembly.